GAGAUCAAUCUUUUAUCGGUUGUGCUAAUGGAAAAGUUAUGAGCUGGAAUUUGUCUACUUGCCAAGUCGACCAAGUAGGAAUGCACGAUUUGGGUGUACAAUCAUGUCACUAUCUUUCAUCUUCCAAUAUUCUUAUAACAGGAAGUUGGGACACCAAGUUGAGGUUUUGGGACUUACGUUCGGCCCAACCAGUUUUUGAAAAGUCUCUUUCAGGCAAAAUCGCAGCGAUGGAUUCCCUAAACAAUUUUAUUCUCGCAAUUACUAGGAAAAGCAGUUUAAACGAUAUCAAUCCCGCAAGGAAUUUUGUGUUCGACAUACGGAAUAUGAAUACUCCUUUUUUAACGAGCGAUUCGAAGUUGAAGAAGCAGGUGAGAUGCGCCGCUUUAUUUUCUUUUGGUUUCAUUUCUGGCUGCAUUGCUGGAAGAGUGGCAGUCGAUGCCGUUAAUAACAAUACUGCCACUGGAAUCGGCCUUCAGCAAAAUUCCUUCCGCUCGUACACUUUUAAGUGCCACCGCUACACGCCCCCCAACAAUACGGCUUGUCACGUGUACUCCGUUAAUUGUCUCGCCCGCCAUCCCACCUAUGAGACGCUCGCUACCGGCGGAAGCGACGGAAAGGUGUCCUUUUGGGAUUGCAAGAGCCAAAAUUGUUUAAAGCAUUUUAAAAAACUGGACGACCCUCCGACUUUACCAAUAGUCGCUGCAGAUUUUAACCUAUCGGGUGAAUUAUUUGCCUACGCAAAGUCGUAUGAUUGGUCAAAGGGGUACAACAAUUACGACUAUUCGUCCCCAACAGCCAUAUAUGUUCACGCCGUUAAACCUACAAGCGUGCAGUGCGUAAGUAGUAGAAAAUAA
This is a messenger RNA of Zophobas morio, 854 nucleotides long. Its product is annotated as mRNA export factor-like. Gene Ontology annotation, molecular function: ubiquitin binding; RNA binding. Lineage: Eukaryota; Metazoa; Arthropoda; Insecta; Coleoptera; Tenebrionidae. The record is from RefSeq and is a predicted model, not a curated record. The coding region runs from base 39 to 854 and encodes 271 amino acids. Gene Ontology annotation, biological process: transcription-dependent tethering of RNA polymerase II gene DNA at nuclear periphery; RNA export from nucleus. Gene Ontology annotation, cellular component: nuclear pore. The transcript has 8 exons.